Asparagus officinalis (garden asparagus) is the source of this 1075-nucleotide messenger RNA. RefSeq names its product cell differentiation protein RCD1 homolog. Gene Ontology annotation, biological process: negative regulation of translation; mRNA catabolic process. The transcript is spliced from 9 exons. Gene Ontology annotation, cellular component: CCR4-NOT complex; P-body; CCR4-NOT core complex. Lineage: Eukaryota; Viridiplantae; Streptophyta; Magnoliopsida; Asparagales; Asparagaceae. The record is from RefSeq and is a predicted model, not a curated record. The annotation marks the transcript as partial.
UCGGCGGAGCAGCUCGUUCUUGACCUCUGCGAUCCCGAGCUCAGAGAAAACGCCUUGCUAGAUCUCUCAAAGAAAAGGGAGAUAUUUCAGGAUUUAGCUCCUCUUCUGUGGAACUCUUAUGGUACUAUCGCAGCUCUCCUCCAGGAGAUAGUUUCAAUUUAUCCUGCUCUAUCGCCUCCAACGUUGUCCCCUGGUGCAUCAAAUCGAGUUUGCAAUGCGCUUGCCCUUCUUCAGUGUGUCGCUUCACACCCAGAUACGAGGAUUCUGUUUCUGAACGCUCAUAUACCUCUGUAUCUGUAUCCUUUUCUGAACACAACUAGUAAAACAAGGCCAUUCGAGUACUUGAGACUUACCAGCCUGGGAGUUAUCGGUGCCCUUGUCAAGGUCGAUGAUACUGAGGUUAUAAGUUUUCUUCUUCAAACUGAAAUAAUUCCUCUUUGUCUGCGCACCAUGGAGAUGGGCAGUGAACUUUCAAAGACGGUGGCGACCUUCAUUGUACAAAAAAUUUUAUUGGACGACGUGGGCCUUCGCUACAUUUGUGCCACUGCCGAAAGGUUCUUCGCAGUUGGAAGUGUGCUUGCCAACAUGGUUGUAACCCUUGCCGAACAACCUUCAACGAGAUUGCUGAAGCAUAUCAUUCGCUGUUACCUCAGACUUUCAGACAACCCUAGGGCAUGUGAAGCGUUGCAGUCUUGCCUCCCAGAAAUGUUAAAGGACGGAACAUUCAAUAGUUGCCUUCGAGAUGAUCCAGCGACUCGGAGAUGGCUUCAGCAGUUGCUGCACAACGUAGCCGGAGGGAAUCUGCGAGCAUAUGAUGGCCAACUAACAGUGGGAAAAAAAAAAUCUCGAAAAUAUACGCUACAUCAUCAACGUUGUGUUGUUAUUUUUUUUUUCCCAGUGUUAUUGAAAGUGCUGUGUAGUUAAAGCUGUUUCGGUUAUUUCAGUGUUAGGUGAAACUGUGUAAGUUUUUACGCGGUGUUCUGUGAUCUGUUUGUGUCAUGGAAACAAACAAACGGACGCACUAAGUUUUAUGCACGUGGUUAAAUACCAUUAUUAAGUAUUUUUUAUUUAUUUU